Cooperia oncophora is the source of this 783-nucleotide messenger RNA. NCBI's taxonomy places the organism in Eukaryota, Metazoa, Nematoda, Chromadorea, Rhabditida, Trichostrongylidae. The record is from the annotation of a GenBank genome assembly.
AUGUCGUUGCAAGCUAAAACCAAGUUGCGAGCACUUAUUGAAAUCAUUGCAAAUGCAAGUGAGUUCGCUUCAAUACCCAUGCGACAUCGUGAAGACCUUGUAAUGAAGCAACUUGCUGCUCGUCUACCUGGACAACUGAAGAAUCAGAAGUUUUCUGAUCCGCAUGUGAAGUCAGAAAACUCUGUUAAGGUGAAUUUGCUGAUCCACGCCCACCUUUCUCGCAUCCAACUGUCAGCUGAGCUCAGCAAGGACACCGAUAUGGUAGUGUUAAAGGCCAUUCGUCUUGUGCAAGCUUGCGUUGAUGUCCUUUCCAGCAACGGUUGGCUCUCGCCAGCGAUUCACGCUAUGGAGUUGUCGCAAAUGUUGACUCAAGCGAUGUACAGUAAUGAAUCAUACCUGAAGCAGCUACCACAUUGCAAUGCAGGGCUCCUGGAAAGAGCUAAGCAAAAGAAAGUGGAAUCAGUAUUCGAGUUAUUGGAGCUGGAUGAUGAUGAUCGUCGAGAUAUUUUACGUAUGGAAGAUGUGCAACUUGCGGAUGUUGCCAAAUUCUGUAAUAACUACCCUUCAAUUGAAGUUGAACAUGAGUUGGAGAACGAUACCGUCACAGUUGGCGAUACGCUAUUAGUGAAUGUGUCUAUGGAGCGUGAAAACCAUAUAAACGGUCUCGCACCUCCUGUCGUGGCGCCGCUAUUCCCUCAGAAACGAAAAGAAGAGGGAUGGUGGCUGGUGGUUGGAGAUCCAUCUGCGAAUGCACUCUACUCCAUUAAACGGUCAGAUCAACAA